AAUCGUUAAACAAAUAGGGAGGAUGCAAGGUUAUGAGGAUUUUUUAUAACUCUUACUAAUGUGAUGAAAUUUAAUUUACCAAGGUUACUUGAAAACAAAAAAAAACUACAAAUUGCCAUAGAAAAAAUAUUGCUAUUGUGCGCACAUACAUAAUUUAUAUAAACAAAAAAAAAGUAAUUCAAACAACUACAAGGUUUAGCGGUUUGGAUGCUGUUAGCAAGAUGUUUGGGCAUGUACAUAUGUAAAUAAGUAUUUGUGCAAAAUUUAAUUGAAGUUGAUUUACGGGAUAAUAUUGUAUUUGCCUAGGAGUGCCUACAAACGUAUACAUACAUAUAUACGGAGGCAGACCGAUAGCUACGUUGAUGUGAGCGUGUAAACUUCAGUGUCUACUUAACCCGAGGAGGCACCAAGCAGUGGCAGACGACAGUAGGACGACGAAGUGCAACGUUAGGUGCUACUAUAGUGUGAAUUUUGUAGAACAAAGCUAAUCACCAUGAUAAGUGCAUUGCUCUCGCGAUUCAUAAUAUUAUCCUUUGGUACUCUAUAUCCAGCAUACGCUUCUUACAAGGCUGUACGCACCAAAAAUGUGAAAGAAUAUGUGAAAUGGAUGAUGUAUUGGAUUGUGUACGCUUUCUUUACAUGCAUCGAAACAUUUACGGAUAUCUUUCUUUCAUGGUUUCCAUUUUACUAUGAAGUGAAAGUGAUCAUUGUUUUAUGGCUUUUGUCGCCCGCUACAAAGGGUAGCUCUACAUUGUACAGGAAAUUCGUACACCCCAUGCUAACACGCAGAGAACAGGAAAUCGACGAGUACCUCAAUCAAGCCAAAGAACGUGGCUACUCAGCUGUAUUACAAUUGGGCACCAAAGGCGUCAACUAUGCUACCAAUGUCAUCAUGCAAACAGCGCUCAAGGGUGGCGGCAACCUGGUGCAAACGUUGCGACGCAGUUACAGCUUGAGCGAUCUCUCGGAGCCAGAUGUGCAACGCACGCAGGACGAGAUCGACGAAGUCGUGCAAAUGCGUUCACAGCAACGGCUGCUGCGUCCACGUCCGCAGGCAAGUAUUGCCCGCUCAGCGUCGGGUACACGCCACUCAACCGGCAUGUAUUUCUCCGAGGUGGAUGUUGCUAAGGGUGCGGAUGGUUUUAACUACAAUAUAAGAUCAUCGGAAGACAUUAGUUCGGGUUACUCCAGCGCCGAGCCGGUAUCGGUUGGCCUAAGCAGAACAUCGUCGAUGACAAAUGCUUCGAAAACACGUUUGAAAGCCAGGCGUACAACAGAGAUUUUAAAUGAACCCGAACACAAGUUUAGGCCCAGAGCUCAAGAGUUUAGGGGAAGUUUAGAAGACUUUGAGGCAUUACACGAUCCAACCGUCGUCGAUAUACAGAAAUGCAUACAAAUUUUGGAGGAGAUGCCACAUGUCGAUGGCGACGAAGAAAGUGGCGACGACGGCGAGUGCUUGUCACUUGGAAAAAUGCAAACCAUUGAUGAGAUCAAUGAUGUGGAGUGUAGUUUUGAGAUAGAAACUGACGUUAAAGAAAUUAUAAAACUCAAAGACCAACCAACGGCUGACGGCGUCGCAGUAACGCAACAGCAAUUAGAAGCCGAGUUGGACUCAGUGGAGGAGACAAACGAGGCGCCCAUUGCCGACAUCGAUGAAGUAGCGUUAAAGGAUGAUUAUUAUUUCAAGGAGGAUAACAAUUCUAUUUACAGUAACAGCGAUACAUACAACACACUCGAAAGCAGCGAUGAGGACAAUGAAAGCGAUGUCUUCGCAGAUGCGCUACUCACAUUAGAGGAAGCUGAAGAAGUAAAGGCGGAGAAAGAUGUCGAAGAGACGCAUGCAGACAACUUUGAACAGCAAGAGAUUACAACUGCUUGUGCGCAAACCGAUUUACCUAUAAAAGAAGCCACCGAAAUCGUAAACCAAGCUGUGGCUCAAGCAACCACAACCGGUGUAGAACCUCAAGCAACUACCGAAAAACCGAAAAUCAAUGCCAAAGAACUACAAGACACCUUAAAAGCUAUCAAAGAUAAUUUUCGUGCCAAUAUUGCAACAACAACAACAAUACCAACCUCAUCUUCUUACACAACUGCAAUUGAUAGUAAAUUAGUGAUGCCACGCCCCCUAACACACAACAAAGGCAAAGCACCAGCUCCACCAUUGCCGCCGCGUCCCACACGUCCAGCCGAUGUUGUGAGCAGCACCCCGGCACUUAAUAGUAGCGUAGAUGCGGCUAGCUUAUCUUCGCGUAGUCCUUCACCAGCGCCUCACCGGAACAUAUUCCGAAAUAUAAAGAGCAAUCUUCUGCGUUUGGCCAGCAACAACAGCUUGACGGGCAAAGCAAACGAGGCGAGUGCCGAAAAGCCAACUACCCGUUAUGAGACGCAAUUGUAAAUUAAUUCUAGUUCCAAGUCUCUUCCUCUUCUGAGUAACAACGAAAAACUAAGCUUACAACUAAAGAAAAACUGCGAGACAAAGGCAAAGUGCGAAGCAGAUGCACGAAAUUGGGCGAUAGUUGUUGCUAUAAUAACGAUAACAACACAAAAGACGUGCUAGGCCCAUUAUUUGAAACUAUGCUGCUAAAAGACGUUGCCUAAAGAUUUUGUUUUUUAAUUUAUAGUCUCUACAAAACAACAAUGCACCCACUUAUAGAAACGGUCUACAAAUACAACAACUUUUUAGAACUGUUAUGUCGGCUAGCUAUACCACGCUUCCACGCACUAAAAAGUCUGAAAAAGUCAUUGGAGCCACGACGAAAACGCGCAGCAAGACGCAAUCGCAGACGGAGAAGUAGAGCACAGGCAACAAACAAACAAACAGCCGACGAAAGCAAGUCGUAAUCAAAUUGAAAGACU
Molecule: messenger RNA, 2856 nt
Organism: Bactrocera neohumeralis
Lineage: Eukaryota; Metazoa; Arthropoda; Insecta; Diptera; Tephritidae
Gene: ReepA
Product: receptor expression-enhancing protein 1
Exons: 10
Coding region: 494-2395 (633 amino acids)
Biological process (GO): endoplasmic reticulum tubular network organization
Cellular component (GO): cytoplasmic microtubule; endoplasmic reticulum membrane; endoplasmic reticulum tubular network
Molecular function (GO): microtubule binding
Source: RefSeq, a predicted model, not a curated record